AGGCAUUUAUUCUUGGUGAUACCGUUUAUUUCUUUCAACACUAAAGCAUUUUCCCUGAGGCUGUUCUUUGUGGUGUCCAGGCUCGGAAGUGAAUUUUGUUAGUUUUGCUUGCAGUUGGCUACUGUUCCUGGUUCAGUUAUUCUUUUAUCCAUGUGUAUAUGUGUGUCUAGACAUAGAUGCUAUAUCUCAUGUUGGUCUGUAUGUCUGUAUAGCUCUGUAUCUUCAUUGCUGCCUGCGUAUGAGGACACUUGCCCCAAGCUGAGAUGUCCACUUGGCUUGGACAUCUCCAAGGGUGAUGGGCGUUUUUAGAGACCCUGGCCCCACCGUUCCCGCAUCCCUCCCUGUGACCCAUGCUCUUUCUCUCCUUCAGGGGUUUUGUUGGCUUCCCAAAUGUAGAGCAGACCACAAUCAAGGUGCUUAGUGAUAUUUAACGUUAAGAGAGCAUGCCUCUAUUCACUCUUCUUCUUUCUUCCCAGUCUGUGUUGCCCACCCAAGUCCUGGCUUCCCUUCAAAGCCCGGCCCAGGCUCUCCUUCCUCUGCAAAGGGGCCACUCCCACACUGCCUCCAACCACAGCAACUCCUUCCUCUUUCUUCUACAGUAUUUGUAGUUUGCACUCCUCUGGAAAUGAAUUACGUGCACCGUGGCAGCUUCUGUAUUACUGCAUCCAUUGGCUUCUUGCCCCUUUAUGGAAUGAUUUAACCCUUGGCUGCACUUGUCCAAGCUCCUAAGCUAGACUGUCGCUUGCUGCAGGCAGGUCCAGGCGGAGAUUUCCUUGGACGCCCAUGCGCCAGCCUGGGCCUGGCCCACAGAGGCUUCCACAAGGGACUCACUGAGGGACCUGAGAACAUACACCCCUUAUCUUCAUUGCAGAGAGGGCAGUGGAUUCUGUGGUUACCUGUGUCUCUUGGGCUUUGCUUAGGAAGGAUGCAUUAAUCGGGGCCUUGGGUGAUUUGUGAAAGGCAACCGGUAAAGCCAAAGGACGUCAUUGCUGCAAUGUAGCCCAAUUGAUAUGGGCUGUUUCACUGUGCAGUUCCUCACAUCCAGCAAUAUUGGCAUGUGUGGACACCUGUUUUAUAGAGCUGGUGGGGCUCUAGUGCAGAAGCAUCUCUGAUUAAGUUAUUAGAACCAAGAUUGUCCUGUGAGGCUUCUGUGGACUUCUUAUUGAUCUCUUCAGGUUCUUCCAGCUACCUUCAGAUUGGAUUAGAAGCUCGGCCCUAUAAGGAGGAUAUUGCAUCUCAGGCUCAGACAGUGAAUAAUCAUUACAACAAGAUUUAUUGUGUUCAAGGCAGUGUGCCAGGCAUGGGGCCCAGUGUUGGCUAUGACGUCGUCUCAGACUUUGAGGAGCUUAGAGUCAGGUUGGGAGGGCAGGUCAUGAAAAGCUAAGAGAACAUUUCAGCACAGGGACUCCUGUUCUGACUUUGAAGGUAUCCCUGGCCCAGUGGUCCUCCCCUGGCAGCCACGGGCUGACCUGCAGAGCAUCAUCUCCAGCUCUGCCUUGCACAUGGUCACCUCAGUGUGAAGGGUCCAGCCUUUUUGAGGCCUGUUGGUCAUGGAGCUGUGGGCCGUGCUCCUUGUACAAAUGGGUGAUGUCCUCCUGGAGGACACAAGUCUGGUGGGCAGAGUUCUGGCCAGGACGGUUGUGGCAGCUCUGCCUGUGAUGGCAAAAAUCAGAGCCAGCCUACACAUUCAUCAGAACAGCAGUGGUCACUUAUGGUACUUUGUAUGAAGAAAUACUCUGAGCAGUUCAAAAAGAAGAGGAAAGUUUAUAUGUGUUCCCAGGGUAAAGUUAGCUGUUAAUCAAAAUAAACAAGUUGUAGAAUAAUAUCCAUAAUAUCCUAUUUGUGUAAAAUUAAAAGUCAGUUGUGUGUCUCUCUGUGUACAUGUAUAAGCAUGUAAAAGCACAGACAAGGGCUUGAAGGACCAUACUGGAUGGGAAAGAUGACGUUCUUGUUUUUUCUCUAAUUUUUUAUCACUUGAAAUAUUUUUUGUUUUGCAACCAGAGUAUCUUCACAUUACCUCUGAAUGAAGAGGGGUGGGGGAGCAGGCAGGUGGGUGGAGGACCACACUCUGGGUGUCUGUAGCAGUGGCAGGGAGAUUGCAUCUCGAAUAUUCAGGCUGGGACCUGUUGUGUUCCCCAGGGAUUCGUGGUGACCACAAACAUGCCCUGUAUUUGUUGCCCUCCAUCAAGAGGUAGGAGCCCUGGUGGCACACUGGUUAAGAGCUAUGGCUGUUAACCAAAAGGUCAGCAGUUUGAAUCUACCAGCAGCUCCUCGGAAACGCUGUAGGGCAGUUCUGCUCUGUCCUAUAGGGUCACUAUGAGUCAAAAUCGACUCGAUGGCAGUAGGUUUGGGCUUAACAGGUCAGUUAGGUACAAAGCAAGUAUAUCUACUUCAUUUAUAUCAUCUUUAUCUUCAAAGAUGACCAAAACCCACCUUUCAACUAUAUAGAUUUUAUUUUUCGUAUCAAUUAUGCUGUACUUCUGUUUGUUUGAUUGGUUCAUCUAAGGAGUCUGUGUGUCUUUUUAGGACUCACGCAUUCCCUAGUGAUGCAGCCUGAGGCAAAGGGCAGAUUUACUGUUUCGCUUGGCUGUUAUUUCCAGGGUGGAGUAUGUAAAUGCUCUUAGUGGCAUCUCAAAAACACCACACUAUCAGAUCGCUAAAGAGGUCGAGAGCUUUUGAAAACAAGUAACCAUCUGACCUGGAGUGGUUUUCCGAUGGGCAGUUGUUUCCAGAACCUCAGUGGUGGGUGCUCACCUCUCUAGGGAAAUCCUUUGAUGCUGCCCAAGUACCCACGGCACCUUCAUUAGCAAACGCUUGCAGCAGCUUUGAUGUGUUGAGGUAAAUUUUUUGAAGCCAACCCCAGACACUUAAAUAGAGAUGACUCAGAUAGAAAUGAUGAUGGCAGGUAUUGAAAGCUGUCUAGUAAUCGCUGUUUCUUGAAUUCGGUUGUAUCUAAGUCCCCUGCAUGUAGGCAGUCAAGUGCACAAAGUGUUCUUCCUCCAGCUGCUGACCCUACUGGUCACAGUCUCACUUUUAAACAGAAUCCCGGUUUAAGUAUGGCGAGAAGGGGCUUGAAAUCUUCUCGUACUUAAUUGAUUCGAGGGAGGAAACCACAUUUUUUAAAUCUUGAAUUAAGACAUAGACAUUAGCCUUCUUUUUGCCUGGCUUUCUAGAGGUACUCAGAGAGGAGAGGCGAGAAGGGGCUUGAAAUUUUCUCGUACUUAAUUGAUUCGAGGGAGGAAACUGUAUUUUUUAAAUCUUGAAUUAAGACAUAGACAUUAACCUUCUUUUUGCCUGGCUUUCUAGAGGUACUCAGAACUUCCAAAACCCCAGUGCUUCAGCUGUGUUAUAUUCUCCUUAGUGCUCAUGCUUACUGACAUGCUUCCUAGAUUUUUCCUCUAAGUCAAGUCCCAGUUUCUUGAGCUUUUCCUGAUCAGCCCCCUUUCAUCUCUCUUCUCCCCGCUCCUCUUCCUGAACAGUGGAUGGUGUACCUGGCUCUGUGUCCUUGGGGUUGAUGUUGGACGUGUGCUCUCCUCUGCUGCCAGAAUCUGCAGACUGAGGUCUUGUCCCUGCUCUCUAACCUGGAUGACAGGGCACACCUAUAAGCAGACUGGGGUUAAAUACCUGUGCAUCCCAGCAGCAGAUUCACCAUCUCAAAACCUGGCGAGGCAUUUCAAAGAAAGCAUCAAGUUUAUCCACGAGUGCCGGCUGAAGGGCGAGGGCUGUCUUGUGCACUGCCUGGCUGGCGUCUCCAGGAGUGUGACCCUUGUGACGGCAUACAUCAUGACCAUCACCGACUUUGGCUGGGAAGACGCCCUGUACACUGUGCGUGCAGGCCGAUCCUGUGCCAACCCCAACCUGGGCUUCCAGAGGCAGCUCCAGGAGUUCGAGGAGCAUGAAGUCCACCAGUAUCGGCAGUGGCUGAAGGAGGAAUAUGGAGAGAGCCCUUUGCAGGAUGCUGAAGAAGCCAAAACCAUUCUGGGUAAAUAUAAAGAGCAAGGGCACGUGGAGGCCCAGCCUGGCACGAGGCGGUGGAGCGGCUUCUCGACCCUGGCUCCUCUGUCCUGCAGUGACUAUACAACAGAGACCUAAUGGAGAGGGAUCUGGUAGUCCUCACUCUCUCGCCCUGCUUGUCUUCAGUGUGCCCUGCGUGUGCACAGUGGUGUGCUGGAUGCCUCUGCCACCUGGGAUGGGGGCAGGGAUCAGCAGGAAAGGGUGGUGUCAGCGGUGGAGCUCUCCAGACUCUCUUCACUGGCACCCCCUGCCCCACCAUGGCCUGCCCACACCUUCGCUGCUCUUCUGCCAUGCAGCACCCAGGUGUGCAUGCCCAGAGCUGUGAGUGUGUGUCUGUGUGUGCAUGCAUGUGUACCCCAUGUGUGUAAUGUGUGGGUGUGCACUACAUGUGUGUGUAAUGCGUGAAUGCAGGUGUUUGCGUUCACCGAGUGUGGGGGUGUAACGUACAACAGUGUGUCCGUGUGCACCAUGGGGUGGGUGCAUAACGUGCAGUGUGUGGAGGUAUGCACCUUGUGUGCGUGUGUAACCUAAAGAUCAAUACUGCCAUAAAAGUCACAAAAUGCAUGCUACUAGGACUUGUGCCACCAUCUUUCUCUUUGUCCUGCCCCCCCCCCCCCCCCCCCCCGCCCCAGAAGGGCCUGUGAGCUCCACAUCUGAAAAAGGCUGUGCAGAAAGCAGCAUCCGGGCCUGGGAGCAAGUCAAAUGGCUGGUCUCUAGGUGGGCUGAGGGCAAGGGCAAAUGGCUGAUUUCUGGGGCCUAGACUGAUAGGGGUGAGGGCGUUUCUAAACUGCCUUUCCCACAGUGUGGGUGCCAGUCCUGGCUCCCUACUGCCUUACCCAUGCAGCUGACUUCUGCUGGUCAUUUGCUAUCUGGGCAUUUGGCCCUGCACCCUGGCUGCAAGCCCACUGGAUCUGAAGUUGGUGUGCACCAGGGCCUUCACCCUUCAGCUCUCCAGGUGCAUGGCUCCCUCUUGUUGCUCCUACUCUGCGUCAGGCCAGCCUCACGGUCUGCAUGCACCCAUCAGGUCCAGUAGUCAUUUGUGUUUAAAAAUGCCUUGAGCAUUUAUUAAGCACCUUUGCAUAUGCUUUGGAUUUGGUGUUUGACCUCAGCUACCUCAUUAAAGUUUUUUGUAAAGGUGUUUUUUGUUACCCUGACUCUGUCUCAAACAUUCAGCCACUAUGGCUUUGAGGCUAGAAUGGAAAAGCUUCAAUUCCAUUGAACUCUGUGAUGUUUCUGGUUUGGAUUUGGGCUCCAAUAAGGAUGCUUCCAGCGGGGUGAGCUCCACCUUCAGGUUGGGCCAGAGGGCAGGAGAGCUGUCAGAGCAUGGGCAGCCCCUGGGUGCUGUGCAGGUCUGUGUCCCAUCCUUCAUGACAGCUCACAUUCUGGAAGUACACAGCUACAUGCCUAAAAAAAUACACCUGCCCUCUCCCUAAAGGGGUGUUGUAGCCCGGUCUCUGAUUUCACCACCAAGAAAGCACCAGAAUAAGAAGAGAGGCUGGGCAAGUAGAGGGCAUGUUGAGGUGAGCUUUUUGGGGAGGGGAAUGAAAGCGCCCCAUUGCACAUACCACAUCCCCAUGGCUGAACCAGAUUUACUUGCAAAGUUUAUGUUUUCCUCAAACCAAAAAGAAGUGUCAAUAUAUUAAUAGAAAAAGUAUUUAGAGUUCUAGCUCAAAUGUGUAAGUAUGUGUGUACGUUUACAAACAUCUCUGUAUUCCACUAGGUCUUAAAAUGUUUUGAUAUUUGUUGCCAGUGAUGUUCUUUCUCUGCAGCCACUCCUGGAAUUCUGAAAUAUUUGGACUUCCUCAGAAGAGUGUAAUGUACCUGAAGUUGCUGAAAUAUUGGAAAGCCACAGUGUAUAGGCCCAUGCUGCCAAAAAGAACCUAGAGUUUAAGUACCCAGCGUGAUUCGUAAACUUGCAUGUUUUCCAUUUCACAUUGAACGGUAUGCAGUCAUGAUGUCAAAUGUUGACAGCAAACUCUUAACAAGAGAAAACGUUUUUCAUUUUUACCUUAACACUGCUGCCUGGGCUCUCUCUAGCCUCUCUCUGAUGACUUAGGUGACCCUUAGUACCGGUGAUCACCUGUCUUGAGCAGACAGCCAUGGGGAGCGGGAGGCCGGGUCUAACUGCGUAGACUGCACAGGUGCUGUUCAGCUCUGGUGUGUGUGUUUCUUAUGGUUUGUGUCCCCCGUGGUGGAAGUUACCAAAAGCUACACUUUUAUGUUAAUAAAGGGCAGCUUAUCCAAACUUCACUUUAUGUGUACUGUGUUCUUCCUUCCUGUGGUGGGGGCGGGGUUCUGCCUGUGAGGACCAUGGUGACUAGAGCCCCCUGCCUACCGUGUGGGCCGGGCUGCUGUUCUGUGGAAGCUCUUGUGUUCUUCCGUGAAGCAAGCGGCUGGUACCAGGAAAACUGAAUUGAUUUCUCCACGGGAGAAAAAAGGAUCCUCAAUGUGAGCUGAAAGAAAUGAGGGUGUAGGUAUUGUUUUCUGCCUGUACAGGGUAGGACUGAGUGUUUGCACCCCGGAAUUGCUGUGCCUGGCACCCCAUGAGCAUUUACUGAGCACUGCUGGAUACAGUGGUUGUGAUUCCACACUGAGCUUUAGUUUGAUAGAGCAGAAACUGGCUUGAAGAGCAAUAUAGGUCAAUUUUCUAAAUAUUCCUGUAUAGAUCCAGUGAGGGAGGAAAGAAAUUUAACUUUUUACUCCAGGGAUAGGCUUGGCUUGAACUGAAAGCAGGUAUGCUCAAGCAUUAAUGUGUGAGCCUUUUGACUGUAGGUGGCAGGCUUGUGUCUUGAUCAGCUUGUAAUGCCUGGGGACAAGGAGAUGUACGAAGAGCACCUUCCAGGCUGCCAGCAGCCCCUGGUGGGUGUGGGUAACACACACACAACAACACACCCGCAGGCAUUAGAAAGUGCGCUCUGAUGCAGCCUGUAGGCCCCAGCGUGACACGGGUGGUCCCUGUGCAGCUCUCCUAGCAACUCUGAGGGUGUCUGGUGCCUUGUCUUAUGUAGAGAACUCAGGCAGUAGCAGCCAGUACCAAGCACAGAAUCAGAGGGAAAACUUGCUGUGUGUGGGAUAUGAGGCAGGAGCUCACCGAGCGUAGGUGGGUUUUGGCAUCAGCUCCAGUGUAAUAGGUCAUGCACCUCUCCCUGUCUCGUGCCCUCUCCUUCCCGCAUCCUUCUUGACUUGGGACAGUCCAACACCGACAGUCAUUUCACAGUUGUGAUGAGCCUUGCCGGCCAUAGGGCAUAGCCCCUAAGCCUCACAUAUCUGUAGAGAAGGUACUAUUUCAGUUUCUUCAUGCACAGAGAGGCCAGGGAAUAUACCCAAAACCAAACAGGUGCUGGACCUGAGCCUGAGUCUUUUUAUUCCCAAUCAAUGGGCAAGUUGGGAGGCAGGGAGGGCAACAGCCAGGGCUGGGGAAGGGGACUGGGGACUCAUCCAGGUGCCCCCACACUCUGGGCCUUGGAAAGGGAGAACUGGGACCCGUGCAAAGUGUCAGCACAACUCAGAACCAGAAACUUGCUUUGGCCGCUUUUUCCUAGUUUCUGUGGAGUUGUUGGGGCCACUGUGGGUGGCAGUCACCUCUGACAGUUCUCUGGGAGCUCACCAGGGUUUUCCUGUGGAGACGGUAAUGACUGUGGGUAGAUGUGAGGUACCUGCCGGAGGCCCCUUGCUGUUGGUCACCAGACUCAGCAGCUGUGGCCACACUGGAGGUAGGGCACAGUAUCCUGCCUGCCCUUCCCUCCUUCCACCUUACUCACUCCCCUCAUCAUGGUAGGUGCCAUGGGCUAAACCUGACUCCUCAGACAACAUUGCUAGUGCUCAGAAAGACUGGCUGGGUGAGUUCGGCGGCUAAGAAAACCUGAAAUCGCAGAGCAGGGUGCCAAGUGCUAUUACAGGUGCUCCUUGGUACAUCUGGUUUGGGAAAAGCGAUAGCUCAUUGAGACCUGAAGCAUAAGUGAUGAGUUAGCUGGGCAUGAUGCAUGGGGGGUGCAGGCACCUAGAGGGCAGGUGGCAGUGGCAGGUUGUGCAAGGUAAGGCUGCAACAGGAAAGGCCUGGGAAGGCGUAGUAACCGCAGCCAUUUCUCUAAUGCCUGCUAAGUACCUGACGUACAUUAGCUGAUUUAAUUCUUACACCAACCCUUUGAACUAACCAGGAAGGUUAACUUGCUCACGUUCCUGCAGGUCCAACUCCAGAAAAGACUUCGAUGCCUCUGCUCUGUGUCCUUUGAGCAGCGUGGGCACCCUUCUGCAGAUGUGGGAGACACUGGUGUUGACCAAGCGGGCUGGUAGCAGGACCAGGCACAGGUCAGACAGCUGCACGUGAAGAGCAGGGUCUCUUACUGGACUGGGUUAGAGAAGAUGGCCCUUAAUGGGGGCAUGGCUGUGGAGGUGAAGGAGGCUAAAGGGGCAGAGGAUUUGAGAGACUGAGAAGGGAGAGCAGGUGUUCUCAGUGACUGAUGAGUGCGGGUGAGCCCAGUGGUUUGCCCCUUUCUGGGGGUCAACUCCAGUGCAGAAUUAUUUUGUGUCCAUCUUUGCCCUGCACCUGGAGCCGUGGCAGGCUUCAGCAGUGGAGGCUGGAGCUGAGAGACUGCCAGGAUGGAGGGCCCCAGAGGGUGUGUUUCCAGGUGACACCAUAGCCUCCGUCUCUGGCAAACUCCAGCUUCACAGCCUAGGCCCUCAGCCUAUCAGUGCACCCAGAGCAGACUCCCAGCAGCCAGACUCACUGCGACUCAUGAGUUCACAUGGCCAGCAUAUUAGUUUAUUGUAAAGGACAGAAUAAGGGACAAAUCUUAUCCCUUGGCCAGGUUCUCUUUCUCUUCUGAUCAAGACUUUUGGGAGACUACAUUGGUCACUGGACAUUGUGUGGUGAGCCCUGACUGUCAGAGAGGGAGCAUGACAGACGGGGUUUAUCCUGGCCUGGUGCUACCUGCUGGAGCCAUGGCCCAAGCUCACACUUCCUCACACACCAUGUCUGCCUGCUGGGCCAGCCACCCCUCUGUGUACACACCUUCUGCCCAAGGUGGCUCUGACCUAAGACCUGUUCAGAGCACCUUGGUUAAACGUGGGCAUCCUUGAGUCCCUUCAGCAAUGCUGCAGUUCUUUCUGAGGCUGGGUCCUGAGAGUGACCUGUUUUGUUAUGGGGUGCCGGUUCUUUCUAGUUUCUGACUGACCAGGGUACCCCAUUUCCAAUUCCUGGGGUUAAGUGGUGAUAACUCCAAUGUACAGACAACAUAUAAAUUCUGGGGACUGGGAUGUGUGUGUGCACUCACGCGUACACAUAUGCACAUGUGUGUGGUUUACUGGUUUUAUUGUAAAGAUAUUCUAGCCUUCAGGGGAGUUGCAGUUGCUAGGAGUGUGUUGAGCUCAGUCACAGUUGAGUAGCAGGUACCUAUGGAGCCCACAGAAACAUCUCCAGAACAUCAGGGCUGCUCUGCACAGCAGCAUCUAGUCACAAAAUAAGGAACAUAGAAUCGGCACCCUGUGGUCCCACAUUAGGUAGCUCCUCCCAUCCUGACUCUGAGUUAUUAAUACUGUUAUUAAGAAUGUGCUUUCAACACGUAUGCAUUUAUGUAUACAUUUAACAAGAAGUCACCAGGACUGCAGAGGGUAGUUCCUCUUCCCUUUCCUUUUUAUUGCCCAGGGAAAGGGAGAAACUGAAGAAAAUUAAAAAAGGAAAACAACCCAAAUCUCCCUUGAUUUGUCAUGUCACUUGGAGGCUUGAAAACAUGCUUUCAUUCCCUGCGUAGGAUUCAGUAAGGUCUCCCGUGCCUCUACCUGGACAAAACCCAGCAGAGGGUGUGAACUAGCGUGUCACUAGCAGCGUGUCUUGCAAACCUUAGGGCACAGAAAGAGGGACGCUUUGCUUUCUUGUGUUCCAGUUCCCAUAAGAGUUUUUGAGACAAGUGACCACAAUAAUGGGUACACUUAUUUUAGCAACAGUUGUGCCAGUAUGAAAACUAAAGUUCUAUUUUGCAGCUCAGGCUUAACCAACUUAAAUAAGCAUGUGACUGAAGUUUGCAACUGCUGAGUCUGAGUCUCUUCCCAUCAGGGGAAAAAAUUGCCAGUAUGUGCUUGAACAUCUGUGAGUUUGGGGUUAUAUUUGCUCUAGAUGUUUAUGCAAACUGUUGGUCAUAAAGAGUUAGUAGUUCACAGUUGUAAAACACAAGCUUUCAUGAAGCUUCUAAGUUCAGUUACUAAGUCUGGUGUCUAAAGAGCCACUUUUGCAGGCACACCUGUUGGCACACCUAACUCACGGAGAUAUCUGAAAGUACUGACCAGCUCAGUAUUCUAACAGAAUGUGGUUUUGGCUCUUUAGAGCUAAGUUUAAUGGCAGAGACAUUUCAAAUGGGAUUGUUGCUGAACACAUCCUGUGUACAAAGUCCUGUUUUAAGAAACUCAGGUGGGAGUGGGAGGAAAAUCUAUUAGAUUCUUUUUGGGUUACUAUUUCCUCAGCACUUCAAGGAAUGAUGUUGCCUGGGACAAUGUUAAGAAAUAGUCUAGCUACACUGUUCGUCAUCUUCCCAGCCUGACCCGAAGGGCUGUGUUGGCUCACGGUGGUCCUCCUGCCCGAAAGAAGCACACGCAUUGUCCACCUGCGCCACACCUGUUUGUGGCCUCAUGUCCACCCCCCACAGUCCACCUGCACCACACCUGCCCAUGUC
Loxodonta africana (African savanna elephant) is the source of this 10679-nucleotide messenger RNA. RefSeq names its product dual specificity phosphatase 22 (gene DUSP22). Gene Ontology annotation, cellular component: cytosol. NCBI's taxonomy places the organism in Eukaryota, Metazoa, Chordata, Mammalia, Proboscidea, Elephantidae. The record is from RefSeq and is a predicted model, not a curated record. Gene Ontology annotation, molecular function: protein tyrosine phosphatase activity; protein tyrosine/serine/threonine phosphatase activity. The coding region runs from base 3586 to 4092 and encodes 168 amino acids. Gene Ontology annotation, biological process: protein dephosphorylation; signal transduction. The transcript is spliced from 5 exons.